UUUCAUCUGAAUGAUUGAAACGAUAUGCCUUUUUAAAAAGCACGCAACCAAACGUAUAGUCACUCAUAAAGCAACUUUAUCCGCUCAUCUGAGCACGAUUCAGUACUGCGGCGAAAUCAAGCAAGCCUAGUCAGCCUCUUGUAUUAUGAAAGAAGCACAGUCCUCGCGGGACACGAUUUAAUCCCUAUCAGAGACAACAUAGGGUAAACUGGUUGAUAACUGAGUGGUGUGAAUACAAGACAGUUUGUGGAGCAAAUCCACUUAUUUUCAAGAGGCUCUGCCCCUUGGUAUUCGGUAACCUCAUCCCAGGGAAUGGUCUAACUGACGCCACAAGGAGACAACUGGGAGUAUUCUUGCUAUUGUUUUCGGUUGUUGGUCGCAGGGGCACACGUGGAAGAGGUAGGACCUACAUACUAAAGUGAAGCUAGAAGAAAAGGGAGUUAAAGAAAGGAAGAACCUCGACAGCACCAAUAUUCCCAGAAAAUGACAAAUUCCUCGUUAGAAAAUGAAGGCAACGACACCACUAUGGCAAUGUGCGGAGGUAGAGGGCAGGGGGAUUCUACAGUGUCAUUACAAGCAACCUUAACCCUACUGUAUGCAAUCAUCUUUCCCAUCGCUCUUUUGGGAAACUCGCUCGUUCUGUAUGUCGUAUUCAAAAGACAGAGCAUGAGGAACGUGUUGAACCUUCUAAUUGUCAAUAUGGCAGUUGCUGACCUUCUGGUAACGAUCUUCGUUAUACCUUGGUCUGUAUCCUAUCUCUUUGUGGGACUUCAAUGGUUUGGAGGAAUCUUCGGCAAGAUUCUCUGCAAGACGAUCCAGUUCUCUUUAACGACGUCGAUCGCAGCGUCAGUGAUCACACUUAUGGUUAUCACAGUGGAUAGAUUUCUGACCAUCGUGUUUGUUUGGAAAACUUGUCUUAACCUGAGAACUUCAAAAGCCUCUUUGGCUAUUAUCUGGAUUAUAUCGAUUGCCAUCAUGGGACAUUAUCUUAAAGUGUUCACAGUCGACCAACCACUAAAGAACAUGGGAGACGAAAACUAUUACUGUUACCCCAACUGGCAGACAAUGCCUGAUGACUUCGACAAAUACUUUAAUGUUGUUGCCUUUGCGGCGCUGUACGCGUUUCCCUUAAUUCUGAUGGCAAUUCUGUACUCCUUGAUUAUUCAUAAAUUAUGGAGCGAAAGAAUUGCAAGCGGAGGCGACUCAGAUAUUAAUAGCUCCAAGAAACGAGUGGUAAAGAUGCUGAUAACAGUAACACUUGCCUUUGCGGUGUGUUGGCUCCCUAUGCACAUCAUACACUAUUACAUACACUUUGAACUCGAGACAUUUACGUGCAUGUCAAAGUAUCUGAUUUUGCUGUCGUUCUGGCUUGGACAUGCCAAUAGCGCCAUCAAUCCAGUACUUUACGUGAUUUUCAAUAAGACCUUCCGCCGGGCGUUUCUACAUGCCUUGCACAUCCAGUCGUUCAACAGUAUCAACUUGAAGACUUCCAUUGUACGGGUAACAUCAAACAGAAGGCCUUCAUCGCCCUUUACACCAACUAGGAGCUCUUUCAUAACCGGAAAUAAUAAUGAGGAAAGCCAUCCCCAUACUCCGCCUAUCUCACAUUCGCGAUCUCUUAAAGAGAUUUAUGCCUAUGGCAAACUGAUACAACGGAACGACAACUCUAAAUCAUCUAAUUCCUGCUCUGAUGACGGCAAGACAAAUCGUCGCUCCAUAAUGGUUGUAAUGGACAGAAUGACAAGUGUCUGAAGUAAAUAUCAUCAAAAUCAGGACAUAGUAAAACGGUGAAAUGUCUGAAGUGCUGUAAUUAUUAAGAUGAAUUCGAAACCUGAUCAUUCAAUCCUGGGUUUGAAGAACAGUAGGAUUAGAAGUAUCUAGCUGUAGUUUCUUGAAGGAUUGGACUUUGUGUUGCAAAUUUUCAGUGCCUUAGGUGGACCAGGUGUAACAUUUUGAGAAUGUAUACAAAAAGGCUGGGUCCGUAUAAACCAACUUAAAGAAUAAUCAUCGACAGCUAAAGGCAGGAAUAAGAUUGGCUAAUCAUAGGGGUACUCUGCAUCUUAUUCAAACAUUAGUUCAAUUAACUAGCAUAAAGUACUGUUUACUUUUGACAUUAGAAGAGUGCUUUAAAUAACAGGUGAUUUUUAGGGAUACAAGUAAAUACAUCGAAAAAGUUAAGUGUCGCUAGGUUGACAUUUUGCGACUACUAGUCUAAAGAAAUAAAACACUUGAAUAUAUAGAGCUAGAUUGUACUUAAACAACUCCAUUAAAAUAAUAGAGAGCUGUUUAAUUUCGAACCAUUUGUAAAUUGACCAUGCUCCGAAGCCCAGAUAUGCUUCUCCCUGUUUCAACAGUGGCAUGAGUACUGAUGGUGCGCAUGCGGACUGAAUGGCAAGUUAACAAUAGCGGGCACAUUGAUAUGAGAACCAAGGUGCUAUUUAGUAAAUCAACGGAACACUUCUUUCUUACCAGGUUGUUGGUCGGUUCGUGUUCGUCUUAUUUUAGCAUUUUUUUCCGCGUUACAUUUCAGGGCCGGGUCGUUCAAAGCUGGGUUAAGAUCGAUAACCCAAGAUUAGUGUGAAAUUUGAUUUCAGAUCUGAAAGCUUAAAAAAAGAU
Molecule: messenger RNA, 2616 nt
Organism: Pocillopora verrucosa
Lineage: Eukaryota; Metazoa; Cnidaria; Anthozoa; Scleractinia; Pocilloporidae
Product: QRFP-like peptide receptor
Biological process (GO): G protein-coupled receptor signaling pathway
Cellular component (GO): membrane
Molecular function (GO): neuropeptide Y receptor activity
Source: RefSeq, a predicted model, not a curated record